CCUUCAUCUCCAGGGGGUACUCCCUCAUUUAUUCCAAUAGUAAUGGCGAUGGAUGGGGCCGCGCUCAAGCAGCUCCAGGCGACAUGCUCGUCGCUUAAGGAGGAGAUGACGGCUCUGUAUGAGCAGCGAGGAGGGAGGAACUCAGACGAGGCGCGUCUGAAGCAGCGGCGGUGGCGUGUGCUGCUUCUCCUCAGCGCCAUGAAGAGCGGUCUUCGUGAUACAUUUUUGGAGGCGGAUUCUCGCCGUACUCGUGUCCAAGAGCAAAAGGACGUGGCGGAAGCGCAUCAGCUGCAGCUACAGAACCUACUCUACGAGAAAGAUCACCUACUACGCGAGAUCCGACGCUGUAGGGGCUUCAGCACCAAAGAGAUGGACAAGAUCGAGUUCGCGGACGGGCCGCUCCCCAUUAAAGUGGACCCGGACGUGCAUCGCCAGCAUCUGGACCAGCUCACACAAGAGCUACAUGCCCGUAAAAGGCUACAGACUGAGCUUAAGGAGCUUAAGCUGAAGAUCGCGAAGGUAGAGGACGCUACAGAGACCAAACAGGCCUUCUUGAACGCUCUACCCGACCAUUUAGCGGGUAUUGAAGCUGCUACCACUGGAUUACAGAAAUAUAUGGGAGAACCAGUCACUGCGCAACGUAACAGACACCAAGCAGCGGGGACAGAGCUGCCAACGCCACUGUAUGCUCUCUAUUGCGAACUGGAAGCCUAUCAAACUGCAAGUGGAGAAGCAGGCAAGCAGCUACAGUUGGAGAUCGUGGACUCUAUCGGUGUAAAGCACACUGGUGCGUACCGUAAGCGUGGAUUCCCUGCAGCUUUAGAGCGACAGGAGCAUACACCUGCUAAGAGACUGAAGGCUCCGUCCCGCUCACCGUCUGCUAGUGUCAAUACAGCAACUCCACCUCAGAGUCGUGCGCCGUCCCGUUCGCCGUCGAUAAAGCGUGGAACUGACACUUCAGCAGAACCAGAAAGCGGAGAAAUCGUGGCUACACACACAGCCGAGAAGCUCCUGGAGCUGCGUCCGCAUGAAGAGACGAAGGAAGAAACGGAAGUUAAGGAGCAGGACGAGAGCACUGAUGCUACAACUCCAGUUCAGAAUCUAUGGAAGCCUUACGCGAAGGCUCUGCAGUUGACAGUAUCUGUUUCAGCUCCUCUGGAUACUGACAAGAGCGGGAAUGCAACCAAGACCGUCUCGGGAUCGUUCACUGUGAUGUUCCAGUACUUCCCUGUGGCCAAAAUGGUCACUGCCGAGGUCGUCAAGACUGUUUCUGGUAGCUUGAACCACGGCAUUCAGCGUACUAUCCUGAUGAAUUUGUUCCCUGGUGACGAUGGCUUAACUGUGCCUCAACUGGUCGUCAACUACGCCUUUCAAGAAGACGUGGAGCAGAGCGAGGUGGAGUUCCCUGCGAACGCUACGUGUCGUCCGUACUAUUGGGCACAAUGGAUCUGUGGUCUGGACCCCAUGAAGCGUCCAGACUCUUCCGAUACAACUGAGAAGCCUCGUCGACCAGAGCCGUCAGUUCGUAACGUUAUGAACCAGUUGGUUAAACGUUUCGUAUCAACAGUGGUGUUGAAGAAGCAGUUGGAUCAGUUGACCAAGUCACGACCGGAAGAUGAAGGCUUGAGUUUUGUGCACCCAUUGGCGCGUCAUCUCUUCCCACAUGAAGUGAAGUCUCACCUUGAGGAGUGGAAGGAGAUCCCGACACCAGCUCAAGACAUGUUCCAUCUGUUCAGAGAGAGUGCAGCUCCAUCGACUCGUCCUCGUGCUCGGUUCCAUCUCGAAACCACAGGUUGUCGGUACUUCCGUGUUGGCUUUAAGAACGGUCAGGCAAAGGUGUCUGCUAUCGUCGAGAUCUCGCCAGAGUAUCCUGUACGCGCCCCACGAUUCCUCUUCCAACCUCGCUCGACAACGAGCAGUAAGGCGAUGGACAAGGAUCAACUUCCCGUUUACGAGAACCAACUGAAGGAAGUUGAGGUCGAGGUUAAUGCGUACUACGACGAGUUGAUCCCCAAGGGUAGCGAACAUUUCUUGCUGCUACACCAAUUCCGCAAGAUCGAAAUGUGCUUCGACGUGCUGUGCAAUGCCGCCGCUGACGGUGACGCCGAUGUGUCACUGUGCUUUGGUCGUGAACGUCGCGGCAAGGACCGUCGUCAAGCUAUGGUGAUGGACACUGCAGCCAAGGAGCUACGUCACAGAUAAGAACAAGACUUAACAACAGGAGUGGUUUGCAUAUAGUUUAUAUCAACGUUUAAGCAGCUGUUGUAGCCAAGUUGAAGAGCUACGACGACGUCUGCUUCUUCUUGGUGAGCUGCACAGUCUCGCGCUUAAGUACGUGCAGUAGAGUCUGCGAGCUCUCGAGGAUCUUCAUGUAGGCGGCCUCUGUCUCCUGGAUGGUGCGAUCGUACUCGUUACGCGCUUGUGUUUUCCUGGCCAGCGCUUCGUUGAUCUUGCUGAGUCUGUCGGUGAGGAUGGUCAGGUCUUUCUGGAUCUUGGCCUUCUCCUCCUCCUCCUUGAGCAUCGCACGAUUCACCUCCUCACGCUUCUCACGCAGAUCCUCAAUACACUUGACCAGCUCAUUGUUGUAGUUCUGCAGCGUUGCA
This is a messenger RNA of Phytophthora nicotianae INRA-310, 2603 nucleotides long. RefSeq lists its product as hypothetical. Gene Ontology annotation, cellular component: THO complex part of transcription export complex. The transcript is spliced from 2 exons. The coding region runs from base 43 to 2202 and encodes 719 amino acids. Gene Ontology annotation, molecular function: mRNA binding. The record is from RefSeq and is a predicted model, not a curated record. Gene Ontology annotation, biological process: mRNA export from nucleus; positive regulation of DNA-templated transcription, elongation. Lineage: Eukaryota; Oomycota; Peronosporomycetes; Peronosporales; Peronosporaceae.